This is a messenger RNA of Cuscuta epithymum, 411 nucleotides long. The record is from the annotation of a GenBank genome assembly. Lineage: Eukaryota; Viridiplantae; Streptophyta; Magnoliopsida; Solanales; Convolvulaceae.
GCUGCUUCCAUUUUUGCACAAAAGGCAAAAGCAAUUGGUGCAAGCACACGUCGAUACAUGGACCAAAACGAAUCCAAUGCAGUGCAUUCCUAUGUACUACAAAAUUGCCUAGAGAUCGACUCAUUCCGAGAAUUGUUCACGAAUGCAACCGGAUUAACAACCUCCGAUGAACUUCAAUUUCAAGCACAAUUUCCGCUCUGGUUUUAUCACUAUGUGCGUAAUGACACUAUAGAUCACCCACAAUGGAAGUGGGUACCCCAGAAGACAAAGGAUUUAUAUUGGGAUCAAUUCCAGGAUUUAGUAAACUGGGAUAUAUCCAAGUUCAAUGGUGAAGACAUCAGGAAGGGUUACGAAAAUUAUCUUAAGCAACGUGCUUAUUCGAAUAUAAUGUCUAAAAUCAGGGAGCGCCGG